CGUGCAACUUGAAGGGGUCAAUUUCUUCUGUAUAUAAAGUCGAGAUCGCAGCCUCGCGUUAUGCAGAGUUAAUCGUGCAUUUCGAUCGAUCGAUAAUGUUUACUCCGUUAAUCCUCCUCUUACUCGGACAAGCCUAUAUUCUGGGCGCGGAUCCGAUACCGCAAACCGAAGAACCGCACAACGCUUUUUGGUGGGUGGAACAUGUGGUCGUGGCGACCGACCCGAACGAGGAUAUGGCAUGGCUGAGGGAGUUGUUGGAGACCGAUCACGAUUCGGCGGCACGGUGGAUAAGAAAAGCUCUCGAGGACACGCAGAAAGCGAUAAGCUUGUUCGAAACAUGGUUCGCGAAUCGUACCGUGGCUUUGAACGAGCUGAGGGACGAAACGGCGGUCGAGUCCUGGUACAUAGCACAGGCGCUGACUCCCGACCAGGACGCCGAAACGUGGGAGAGCUUGAAGGCGGGUAGAAAUGACACGGAAAUCGCCAUACAGUCGUUGAGAGAAACCUUGACGAACGAUACCCAGGAAAUAACAUCGUCUAUCGUCGAGUUGGACGAGGAUAUGGAAGAGGUGGAAUUUUUCCUGAGACUCUUGAUGAUGCUGGCGUCAACGGCCGACGACAGUAGCGACGUUAGCGACGACGAUUCCUCGUCGGAAUCGAUCGAGGAAAGAUCCUUGUGGAAGAAAGUGACCAAGGCGCGAUCGAACGAUCCCCACAACGCUCUUUGGUGGACGAAACAGGCAUUGCUCACCGACACCGAAAACGAGACGCGCUGGUUGCGAGAGGAGCUGGUGAAAAAUCCCGAGUCGGCGACCGAAUGGAUAAAAGGAGCGCUAGGUAACAUUCGCGAUACCCUGGGCGCCAUGAAAACGGCGCUGGUGAACGAAACCGACGCGCUCAACGAACUGGAAAAUGAGACCAGAGACGAGUUGUGGUACGUUAAUCAGGCACUCGACGAGGAUCAGGACGCUGAAACUUGGGAUAAACUGAAAUCGGAAAGAAACGAUACGGAAAAGGCAGUCGGUUGGAUGAGGAGCAGUUUGACGAACACCACUCAAGAGAUACUUACCUGGUUCAGAGGAUUGGUUACGGAGGAUUUCGACGAACCCGAAUCUUUCCUCAGAUUGAUUUUGGAGGCGGUCGAUUCGGAUGAAAAUGAAACGGCACCGUCGUCGGAAGAAAUGGAAGAUCCUGCCUUCUGGUCGAAACUUUUUGACGCGAAGAACAAACAGAAUACGCCCGUAACGGCGGCGGUGGCUUAAAAUACAAAAAAACAAAAAAAAAAAAUAAAAAAAGAUUCGGCUACUUUUUUCAGUCACAUUUUUACAUGAUUUUUUUUCGUGAGAAUAAGAGAGACAAAAUAACGUGUGCUGAAAUGAAAAAAAGAAUGGUUAGAUAAUUGAAAAAAUAUUCAGUUCGUUCGUCACAACGAUCUUCAAAACUGAAUCCUUCACCUGAAUUUGUACAAAUAGAAUUAAGAAAUAAAAAUUGAAUAAUUCUCGCAACAGAA
Molecule: messenger RNA, 1510 nt
Organism: Athalia rosae (coleseed sawfly)
Lineage: Eukaryota; Metazoa; Arthropoda; Insecta; Hymenoptera; Athaliidae
Exons: 2
Coding region: 96-1262 (388 amino acids)
Source: RefSeq, a predicted model, not a curated record